This is a messenger RNA of Ilyonectria robusta, 1809 nucleotides long. RefSeq names its product putative methylmalonate-semialdehyde dehydrogenase. Gene Ontology annotation, biological process: thymine catabolic process; L-valine catabolic process. The transcript has 2 exons. The record is from RefSeq and is a predicted model, not a curated record. Gene Ontology annotation, cellular component: mitochondrion. Gene Ontology annotation, molecular function: methylmalonate-semialdehyde dehydrogenase (acylating, NAD+) activity; malonate-semialdehyde dehydrogenase (acetylating, [NAD(P)+]) activity. Bases 149 to 1714 code for a protein of 521 amino acids. NCBI's taxonomy places the organism in Eukaryota, Fungi, Ascomycota, Sordariomycetes, Hypocreales, Nectriaceae.
GCAAGUUUGCUGGCCUUAAGAAUACGCUGCAUCGCGUGAUACUUUGAAACCCUCAUGAAAAUAUCGUACGCUGCUUGUACUUAGAACUUGAGGUAUCUAUCACGGUACCCGAUUUCCCUUCUUUGCAAGACAAUCUUCCGACGCCGUCAUGACCGAGUUAGCAAUGCAGUCUCCACCGUUACCCUCGGUAACAACGCACGAAGAACCGGAAACCGUCGAGGACAUUCCGUAUUUCGUCGACAAUAAAUUUCUCAAAUCAAGCACCACCAAAUUCUUCGACGUCCAUGACCCAGCCACCAAUUACCUCAUCUCCCGGGUCCCACAAAGUACCAAUGAGGAAUUGACAGCUGCUCUGGCAUCAGCGGAAAAGGCAUUUCCGCUAUGGCGGGCAAAGAGCGUUAUGGCUCGCCAGCAGAUCAUGUUCAAGUUUGUCGCGUUGCUUCGGGACAACAUGGAUCGCUUGGCGGCGAGAAUUACGCGCGAACAGGGCAAGACAUUUGCUGAUGCCAAGGGAGAUGUGCUUCGAGGACUGCAGGUUGCUGAAGCUGCCUGUGCUGCGCCGGAGUUUUUGAAAGGCGAAGUUCUCGAGGUUGCGAAAGACAUGGAGACAAGAACCUACCGGGAGCCGCUUGGUGUGGUUGCGGCAGUGUGCCCGUUCAAUUUCCCUGCCAUGAUCCCUCUGUGGUGUCUUCCAAUAGCCACCAUCACCGGAAACACUCUCCUCCUCAAACCCUCAGAACGCGUGCCUGGAACCGCCAUGAUUCUCGGAGAGCUCUGCCGAGAAGCUGGGUUUCCAGAUGGUGUGGUAAACAUCAUCCACGGUGCCCACGAAACGAUCAACUUCAUCCUCGAUCAACCUGCCAUCAAGGCAAUCAGCUUUGUUGGGAGCAACGCAGCUGGCGAGUAUAUCUACUCGAGAGCCUCCGCCAACGGCAAGCGUGUGCAAGCAAACCUGGGCGCCAAGAAUCAUGCGGUGGUCUUGCCAGACUGUGAUAAGAACCAGUGUCUGAAUGCAAUCCUCGGCGCGGCAUUCGGCGCAGCUGGACAACGGUGUAUGGCUAUCAGCGUGCUAUUGAUGGUAGGAGAAGCAAAGAAUUGGUUGCCUGAGCUGGUGGAAAGAGCCAAAACUUUACAAGUUAACGCUGGAUUUGAGAAAUGCGCCGAUCUAGGCCCUGUGAUCAGCCCUCAAAGCAAGUUGCGCAUUGAGACUCUGGUCGAAAGCGCGGAAAAGGAGGGUGCGACUAUUGUGCUUGAUGGUCGAGGUUACAAGCCUAGUAACUACCCCAAUGGUAACUGGGUUGCGCCUGUCAUCAUCUCAGAUGUAAAAACGUCAAUGAGAUGCUACAACGAGGAGAUUUUCGGUCCCGUGCUGCUAUGCAUGAGCGUGGACACGCUGGACCAGGCAAUCGAGACAGUCAACAACAACGAAUACGGCAACGGCACUGUGGUAUUUACUCGAUCAGGCCCGACGGCCGAGUCCUUCCGACGGCAGAUCGAGGUCGGCCAAGUUGGCAUCAACGUUCCGAUCCCUGUGCCAUUGCCCAUGUUCAGCUUCACUGGAAACAAGAGGAGUGUGGCUGGGGGUGGUGCAAGCACAUUCUAUGGAAAGCCAGGAGUCGACUUUUACACGCAGCUCAAAACGGUCACGGCGUUGUGGCGUAGCGGAGAUGUUGUUAGUACCAAAACGGAUACUUCCAUGCCAACACAGAGUUGAGGCAAGCGAUGGUGUUUAGACUAUAGGUGUAGCAAAAAACAACACCAAGUUUAUGUUUCAUCCCAUCCCGCUACGAAUUAGUUUUGUUGACCGUG